Mycena citricolor is the source of this 2193-nucleotide messenger RNA. Lineage: Eukaryota; Fungi; Basidiomycota; Agaricomycetes; Agaricales; Mycenaceae. The record is from the annotation of a GenBank genome assembly.
AAGUGUCAAAGGUGGCAGUGCAGCGCAUACAACCUCUGACACGCCCACACUCAUUGUCCACCACUAACUACUAUAUUGCUGCGAAUUCCUGGAGAAUUACGAUGCUGUUCUUUCUAUCUUCAGUUGCCUUUCUGGUACUCAUCUCCCUCUUCGCCUUCCGUUACCGCGAGCGUAUCCUGAGCCGCAUCCCCGACCGAUUUAUUCCCCGACUGAAUCACUACCAACCCCUUUCGACCUUCGCGGAGCAAAUUGGCGCGGGGAUGUCGUCGGCGGAUUUCGAUCUGGAAGCGAACGUGCGAGACGGGGACAGCCGGACUGGACUCGAUGAGUCUGCGUCUAUGGAAAUUUCAGGCAUCAUGAAGAGGGAACGAGUCAACUUCGAUCAAGCCAGGUUGAUUCGACAGAAUCGCAUCCUGGCGCAGAACGGAAUCGAUCCAUCUGGAAUGCCACUCGAUUCAAAGGCCAUCACUCGCCUUUGAGUAUCGUGUCGUGUCCUCCGUUGGAGAUUCCCCUCCAUUCCUCAUUCCUCUGCUAUUGUAUCAUCUCACCCAUAUGCUGCCCUCUCCGUUCUACUUCCGUAAUGGAAGUUCCCGGAACACUUUUUGUAUAACCACUGCUGUACCUUGCUCGAAACUAUCCUGCCACUCUCACCUUCCGAACCUCAUCUGCUCAAUGUGUUGUUAGCCGCGUUGUGUCCGUCCUCCGGCCAUACUCUGGACUUAUUCUCACUAUGACUGGUCAUUACGGCUGGCGCACAAACUCGAACUUGAGAGCUUUGUCUCUCGGAAGAACAUGCGCUUCGUGCCUCGUUCAGAUGACUUGAGGCAUGAUCGAACGCAUUAGAAGAGGUUGAUUUGUGCAUCUUCGAGCUCCUCCAGCUCAAUAACUGUCGUUGCUUCACGAGAACAUUGUGUAUUCUCUGACAUUCGUUAGUGGUGUAUUUCACAUGAAGUGCGAGGCCCUCAUCAGCGAGAACUGUGAUCAUAUAAACUGGUCCAGGAGUGCUCAUGAUAUCUCUGUAAGCACUCCAGGGGUUGCUCAGCUCGGACGAUAAGUUCUUGCCGGGUCGAGAAGAGAGUUUUAGCGACACUCACUCGACUCUUUCUGCCUCCACGUCAAGUCUCGUUCUCGAGCGCAUUGCCCACCCGCGGGACCGUUGUGUCACGUUAUCGCGCGCCGCCAACUGUUUUGAUGGUAAAGCGAAGAAGAUCGCUAUGCCAUUGACUCAAUCCCGCGCCCAAAGCCUCUUGAUCUUCUACCAUGACGCCCGAAACUACUCUUGUUAACCCAGAUCAUGCCAUACGACUAGUUCACCGUCAUAGCAAACCGUUCUUGCUCCUCGAGCUGCCAACAGAGCUCAUACUUGACAUCCUCACACACGCAGCCUCUAUCUCCAAAGAGGUGUAUCGUACAUUGCUGUUGAUGAACAGACGGAUCUACUACUUCGUUCGCGGCGAGAAGCUUCUCACAUUGGUGCCGAUUGUCCUCUCCACAGGGCUCAAUUUCGAGUCAUUCUCCGAGUAUCUCAGUCUCCGCCUGGGGGAGUCAGCUUUGGUCCGCCACCUGUUCAUCUUCCCGCGAACUGCAUCCAAUCGCACACACAACGCCCAUUGCGUGUCGAUCGUCAGCCAAUGCACCGAACUGCGAUCCCUCGGUUGCGGGACGACGCUCCUGUACCAGUCUGUGCUGGGCCUCGGCCAUCUGCGACACGUCCACUGCGUCGAUCUGACGCUUGUCCGAUUCCAGGAGACAUGGGACCGUCUUAUGUCCUAUUCCCCCCGCGCCAUCCAGUUCAUGCACCAGCUCCGAGAUCUGCAUCUCAUCGGCAACUUAGACCACGUCAUCUGGACCCAGCGCGGAAUGGUCCCUAAGCUCGACAACCUCGUGCACCUGUCCCUCGCGUUGGGAGGAUACAAUCAUCUGCCGCAACGGAUGUUCGAGGACGUCGUCCGCUCGCCCAAACUCGAGCAGAUCGUCAUCACGACCAAAGUACACGGAGCAAAAGAGCAAGCGCUCAAAGACGCCGCGUACGACUUGGACAGCAGGUUCUCGGUGCUGCAUCGCCGGCGACGGUGGAAGGAGAGGGAGCUGUGGAUGCGAGCUGUGCGCAAUCCAGACGCGUUCUGGGAGCAGGCCGCGCGAGAAAAGUAUUUACCUCCCUCGGAGCACGACCUCCCCGCUCGGCGAACGUGA